AUAGAAUGGGGUUUGAGGAGGCUACAAUUCGAAGCUAUGAAGAGCAAUCCGAUAGAGCUCAAGUGGAAGAUCUCGAGCGAAGAUGUGGGGUAGGGCCAGCAGAUCAACGAGUGUUACUCUUGACGGAUACUAUGGGUGACCCCAUUUGCAGAAUUCGAAACAGUCCGAUGUACAAGAUGCUGGUAGCGAUGUUGGACAAGGAAUUGGUCGGUGUCAUUCAAGGUUCUAUUAAGGUUGUCACGGUUGACAGGCCUCCCCCAAAGGAUCUAGCCAGGGUAGGCUACAUCUUAGGCCUAAGGGUUGCACCCCUCCAUCGACAAAAAGGGAUUGGCUCGAGUCUGGUGCGCCGGCUUGAGGAAUGGUUCGGUGCCAACGAUGUGGAUUAUGCAUACAUGGCCACUGACAAAGAUAACGGGGCCUCGGUUAAGCUCUUCGUGAACAAGUUUGGCUAUAUCAAGUUCAGGACUCCUGCUAUACUCGUUAACCCGGUUCACAAUCAGCCAUUUCGUAUUUCGUCCAACGUUGCGAUAGAGAAGCUCAAGAUAGAAGAAGCUGAAUUUCUGUACAGAAGAUUCAUGGCGUCCGUAGAGUUCUUCCCCCAUGACAUAGACAACGUGCUAAGGAACAGGCUAACUUUGGGGACAUGGGUGGCUUAUCCUAGAGGUGAGUGUUUUGGUUCUAAUCAUGGGCAGGUUCCGAGUAGUUGGGCCAUGCUUAGCGUAUGGAACAGCGGGGAGCUAUUCAAGCUAAGGCUAGGGAAAGCACCCUUAUCCUGCUUAAUAUACACAAAAAGCUCGAGUUUGAUGGAUAAGUUUUUCCCGUGCAUCAAACUGCCUUUCCUGCCGGAUUUCUUCCAUCCAUUUGGAUUCUACUUCAUGUAUGGGGUGCACCGGGAGGGUCCAAUGUCUGGAAAGCUGGUGAGGACUUUGUGCAAAUUCGUACACAACAUGGCUACAAAGUGUAAGGACUGUAAGGUUAUCGUAACAGAAGUUGCAGGUAACGACACCCUGAGACAUCACAUCCCACACUGGAAAUUGCUCUCGUGCCUGGAAGAUCUGUGGUGCAUGAAGGCCAUGAAAGUUGAAGAGAAAUACAGCCUCCAUGAAUUGACAAAAAGCCCACCAGCAAGAUCUCUUUUUGUAGACCCCAGAGAAGUAUGACGAACCAAAAAAAUAUUCCGACCUUUCUUUUCUUUGCCUAAGAGCCAAACCCCACCUCAUUUACUGUUUGAUAAGUCCAAUCCAUCUCUCCUGGGGUACUGGGGGUUUUCCUCUUGUUCCUUUCACAUCGGUGACACAAAAUCACACAAGAUUUCCUUAAAUAGGUGCCACCCGGCCCUUUGUUGUCCUUGUUCGCAACUAGAUUUUGCGCCUCAUGAAUCAGACUAAUCAAUAAGCUGGCGCAGUGGUCCAACUUUGUCUCCAUCCAUUCGGGUAAAAGUUUUAGUUGGACCAUCCCCCCUCUUUUGUCGAGUCCCAUCACACCAUCCAUCUCCCUAAUUACAUGCCAUAACAGCAUGCUGACAACUGAGAUUAAUUCCAUUCAAAUGAAAGGAUCGAGAACAUGAACAUCAUAUAUAUGUA
Molecule: messenger RNA, 1583 nt
Organism: Juglans regia (Persian walnut)
Lineage: Eukaryota; Viridiplantae; Streptophyta; Magnoliopsida; Fagales; Juglandaceae
Product: probable N-acetyltransferase HLS1
Exons: 2
Coding region: 6-1160 (384 amino acids)
Molecular function (GO): acyltransferase activity, transferring groups other than amino-acyl groups
Source: RefSeq, a predicted model, not a curated record